Molecule: messenger RNA, 7264 nt
Organism: Xylaria bambusicola
Lineage: Eukaryota; Fungi; Ascomycota; Sordariomycetes; Xylariales; Xylariaceae
Exons: 2
Coding region: 489-6935 (2148 amino acids)
Biological process (GO): ubiquitin-dependent protein catabolic process via the N-end rule pathway; protein ubiquitination
Cellular component (GO): ubiquitin ligase complex; cytoplasm
Molecular function (GO): zinc ion binding; ubiquitin protein ligase activity
Source: RefSeq, a predicted model, not a curated record
CAGCAAGCACACAAUGCUUACCCCGUGGACAAUACGUACUACUACCAAUGUGAAUCGCAGCUAGGACGCGAUUACUCUCUCGAGUAAGUACGUACCUGCUGCCCUGCAUAUAAACGCUGCGAGUCUGUGACGCACUUCUUAUCACCGAUAAGGACUGCCAAUGCUGGGGGGUAUAAUAUCGUCAAUGGCAUUCAACCCUCUCCUUGACACAAUCAGAGCUGUUUGGCCGAUGUCCAAAUCCUAAUUCUAUCUUCUCUUGUAGAUUCCCAUCGCCUUUCCCUACGAUACCUUGAUUCAGCUGGCUUUGUACCACCGUAGAACUCUCCGCCUUGUUUACAUACGCAUCGCCCGAUAACGUUCGCCUCGCCCCGCCUCCCAUCCACCUUAUACCGCUCCUUGCCACCACAGACAGUUGAUUAUUGCAAUCUCCAGUGCCUAUAUACGCGGUUUCCCUUCGAUACAAGCAUGUUCGAAUAGCCUAUUUCACCAUGGACAACGCACUGUCUACUCAAGAACAGCAGCUUUGCGAGCAUUUGAGGGAGCUACCCAGACACCAUGGGUAUCGAUAUGACGAUGCGGCCUGCCGCGAUCUCCUCUACAACCUGUUCUGGUCCAUGGCUGGGGGACGACCGGAAUACUUGCGGUUAUUCUUUCCUGAUGGAAGGCUCACACAGCGAGGUCCCCUAAAGUUGCGGGAUGCCCAGGGCGCCUUGGAGGGUGCCGAAUAUACCGAGGCGGCUCGAGGCAAAGCAUGUGGCCACAUCUUCAGAGUGGGCGAGGCUACAUACGGCUGCAAGACCUGCAGCACCGACGACACAUGCUGUCUGUGCAGCAAGUGCUUCCAUGCUACAGAUCAUACAGGGCACAUGGUACGCAUUUCCAUAUCUCCUGGUAAUAGUGGAUGCUGCGACUGCGGAGACCCUGAGGCUUGGAAGUUGCCUAUGUUUUGUACCAUCCACAGCGAGCAUGACAAAGACCGUUCCAAAGGGAAAGGAAAAGAGGCCGCUCUGCUACCCGAAGAUCUUGUAACCAACAUCCGUAUGACCGUUUCUCGAGUCCUCGACUUCAUCUGCGAUGUUAUCUCUUGUGCUCCGGAACAACUGCGACAGGCCAAGACCAAGGAAUCUAUUGAACGCGACGAGAAAAUGUCUCGCUUAGCUUCCACUUACAACGGCGGUGAUGUUGAUUCACCCGAAGAAUUUGCACUGCUGCUGUGGAAUGACGAAAAGCAUACCGUCACCGAGGUUCAAGAUCAGGUGGCUCGGGCUUGCAGUACCACACUAGAUGAAGGUUAUAUCAAGGCAAUCGAAACCGACUCAAUCGGUAGAAGCAUUCUAAAGUACGACACGGACAUUCAAAAGCUCCUCAACUGUGCAACUAUUCUUGAGCAUAUCAAAAUAACCGUCACGAUCCGGUCGUCCCGAGAUACCUUUCGGGAACAAAUGUGUGGAACUAUGAUUGAGUGGUUAAAUGAUAUUGCUGGCUGCUCUGUGGGCAACGACCACAACAUCUUGAGGGCUGUUGUUUGCGAAGAACUUCUCAAUCCCUGGCGCAAGGGUAGCCCCGGAAGCCACGCCAUCCCUGGCAAGAAUGGCCUUGAAGAUGAAGAAAAAUUAGAAAACGACCCUCACUCUGUUCAUACUCAUACUACCACGAUUCUCAUUCAGCGGGCUAGGUUUCUCGCGGCAGGUCCACGACCCCCUCUCUUAGACUCAGAUGGUGACGAUGAAGAUGAAGACGAAGAUGACGAUAUGGAUGAUGGAAAUCGAACCCCUUCUAGCGGAGAAGAAGAAGAUGAUGAUGAGGACGAUGCUGAUGACGACGACGACGACGAUGAUGACGAUGACGACGUGUUGAUGGUAGACGCUCGCCCAGCAAGGGCAGGGGAUGUAAAUCCCAUUACUGACUGGAUCGGGCCAACUGUAGCCUCCUUAGAGGAAGAAGAAGCGACAAUAGCAGGCUAUCCACCACCUCCGCCACCUCCGCCCGUACCAAGGCGUGCCACACGAGACAGGGAUCUCACACCAUCAGACUCAGACACGGCUGAGCCUCUCAUUGCGCCAACGGUCUAUGCCAAAGCAAACCUGGAAGUUCCAAAGACACCCGGCCUUGCCAAAGCAGACGAAAGCAGGCCACCCAAGCCGGGGCGAUACUGGGUUGAGACACCGCCUGCCUACACAGAGCGUGACAAUUUGCAUCCGUACGAGGAUGUUUUCCAGCGCGUACGUUUGGAUUGGCUUGUUCUUUUUGAUCUCAGAAUGUGGAAGAAAGUUCGCAACGACCUUCGCGCGCUCUAUAUUUCUACUGUGGUUACUAUACCUGAAUUCAAGAGGAUUCUAGGUCUUCGGUUCGCCGCACUAUAUACCACUUUAGCACAGCUAUAUCUCAUAGGGGAUCGCGAGCCGGACCAUUCAAUCAUCAACAUCUCGCUCCAGAUGUUGACAACGCCAUCCAUUACUGCCGAAGUAGUGGAAAGAGGGAACUUUUUAACAACCCUCAUGGCAAUCCUUUAUACUUUUCUAACCACGAGACAAGUCGGCCAUCCUUUCGAAGUUGCAUCCAAUGCAAUACUUGGUUUCGAUACAGGCUCUGUGACCAACAGACGCAUGUACCACUUCUAUGUAGAUCUCAAGUACCUCCUCAGUUCUCCGCAUGUACAAGAGCGUAUGCGAACUGAGGAACGAUAUCUGCUGCAAUUCCUUGAUCUUGUCAAAUUACAUCAAGGCAUUUGCCCAAAUGUUCGUGCCGUAGGCGACCACGUCGAAUAUGAGACGGAUAGCUGGAUCGGGGCGUCUUUGAUGACACGAGAAAUAAACAGGCUUUGCCGGCUUCUCUCGGGUUCGUUCCGACAUCUCGCCGAGCAAGAUUCUUUAUAUCUCUCUAGAGCUAUCCGCCUCACGGCUAAACUUGUCAUUCUAAACUCAAUUGGAGCCGAACGUGCUCGAUUUACUCAGUCCGAAAUCAAAGAUGAAACUCGCUUCAAAACACUUACCGACUUUGAAUUCGCCGGGGAAAGCACUAAGUACGAUGUCGUCAAAUUUGUUGUAGAAGAGCAGCCAAUAAGCUUUCAUCACGCAUUGCAUUCGACGCUUUCAUGGCUAAUCGAAUGUGCAAAGCAUAUGCCACCACAACAGCUCAAAUCAGUGCUGAGUUUCACAGCCCAGGAGCUUAAAAUGAGGCCAAAAUCCAUGGGACGCAAAUCGCUUCCAAAGAGGGACUAUGCACCAGAGGACUACUUGAUGGCUGCUUUUGACUUUCCCCUGCGUGUAUGUACAUGGCUUGCCCAGAUCAAGGCCGGCAUGUGGGUACGUAACGGGAUCAGCCUUCGACACCAGGCGAUGACCUAUCGCAAUAUUGUUACUAGAGACGUAACUCAUGCGCGGGAUAUUUUCCUCCUACAGACAGCAAUGGUUGUUUGCGAUCCUGCGCGAGUUCUCGCUUCCAUUGUCGACCGUUUUGGCAUGGAAAAAUGGGUGAAAGGUUUUUACGAAAUGACGACUGCAAUGCAGGAUGCAACUCAACAUCUAGACGUUGUUGAGGAUAUGAUUCAUCUUCUGAUUGUAUUGCUGAGUGACCGCACCUCCCUCAUACCCACUACGGAUGAGCAACAGACGCAUCUCAUGGCAUUACAUCGCGAUAUUACCCAUAUACUGUGCUUCCGGCCCCUAUCAUUCAACGAAAUCUCCAACAAGCUACCAGAAAAGUUCCACGAGCAUGAGGACUUCCACAGAGUUCUUGAUGAGGUUGCCACGUUCAAACCUCCUGAGGGUGUUUCAGAUGUUGGAACAUUUGAACUUAAGCCGGAGUUUAUCGAAAAUAUCGACCCAUACGUAGCGCACUAUAAUAAGAAUCAAAGAGAAGAAUCGGAGGCUGCCUAUCGAAAAUGGAUGGGCAAAAAAACAGGAAAACCAGCUGAAGAUAUCGUCUAUGAGCCUAGACUGAGACCGAUCGAGACUGGUGCCUUCGUAGGGCUUGCUGAAUUCACCUCAACGGGCUUGUUUGGGCAGAUUAUCUACUAUGCUCUUUUGUAUGCCCUUGUCGCGGCAAAAUUCACACCGAAAGUGCCAUUCACACGAGUAGAGACAUUUUUGCAGGUUGUUCUACACUUGAUACUCAUUGCUAUUCAUGAAGACAAGUCAACAGAUAGCGGAUUGUUUGGCUCAAAUUCCUUUAUUCAUGUUGCAUUAACAACGCAAGCCCGCAGCAAUUUCUUGGCGGAAUCACCAGGGGCGAAAACAAUCGUUUCUCUUUUGAACCUCCUUUCCACGAAGGAGGAAUUCAAAGCCUGUCACCCUAAGAUAAGUCUCAUACUGAAGAGGAUGAGACAGAGAUAUCCACAACACUUCGACAAUGCCUAUGCGCGACUAGGAAUUUCGUUGGACCGCAUUGAUACCGCAUCUCCAGCAAACACGCAUAACACCGACGAGGAGCGAGAAAGAAAGAAGAGAGCUGCCUUGGACCGCCAGGCUAAAGUAAUGGCUCAGUUCCAAGAGCAACAAAAGAGUUUCAUACAGAUGCAAGGUGACAUAGAUUGGGGAGACGAAGAGCUUGAAGAUAUCGAAGCCACAGAGCCAGAAGAGCGAAAGAAUUUUUGGAAGUAUCCCAGAGGUACAUGUAUUCUGUGCCAAGAGGAGACCGACGAUGGACGUCUCUAUGGAACCUUUGCUUUCUUCACCGAGAGUCUCAUUUUACGGCAGACCGACCUUCAAAAUCCUGACUACGUUAGGGAAGCAGCAAAUACGCCCGUUAACCUUGAUCGAUCUGCUGAGGAGAUUCGGCCAUUUGGCCUAGCUCAUGAAAAUAGGACGGUAGUUGAGAAAGUCAAUUCAAGUGGGCAAAGUUUCAUGGCUGAGAAACAGGGCAUUGGGAAGGGCUUUCCAGCUAACCUCUGUCGAUCGGGGCCUGUGUCAGUUGGCUGUGGUCAUAUCAUGCACUUCAGUUGCUUCGAUACAUACAUGGAAGCCACUGUUCGGCGACACGGGCAUCAGAUUGCUCGCCACCAUCCUGAGAACCUUGAGCGAUUAGAAUUUGUUUGCCCGCUAUGCAAGGCACUCGGCAAUGCAUUCUUACCCAUCACUUGGGACGGAAAAGAAGAAUCGUACCCCGGUAUAUUGCAAAGUAACAGCGACUUCAACUCAUUCAUUGACCAGCGUCUCAAUGGCUACAACAUCCCAAAUAUGUGGUGGUCGCGUUCGCACUCCAAAACUAUUUUCUCGGAUUAUUUACGUACAAAAAUGCCAGAGGCUCUUACUGAUAUCACGAGGGAGCAUGCUUGGGAGUGUAAUACUAGUCACUCGACGCCGUUAAGCACUCCAUUUGGCGAAGCAUUCUCUAUUGCAACGCCAGGCUCUAGUGUUCGAUCUCAUUCGCCCUCAGAAACACGAACUACUACUUCAGAACUCGCACUUGUCUACCAACGACUCUGGGAUACCCUACGAAAGAACAAACUAGCUACUAGCCUUGAAGCUGAAGAUAGUGAUGACGAUUUCCCUAGUGGCAAUAUAUUAGCACGGUCUGUUGGGUACUCCAUUUCCGCCACCGAAAUACAACAGCGUGGGGUUGAAGCUCAGUAUGGAAUGACCCUGAUUGAAAAGAUACCGGAGCAAUCAUUGAUUCAGCUUCGAAUCCUGUCUGAAACAGUGUCAUCAUAUAUAUCUGCGGGUGGCCUCAGAAAUAACGGAGAGAAUCAAAUCGAAAUAGAUUUCCGACGAGAGAGCGAGCGUCAGCACUGCCAGCUCUUUGUGCCGAAAUCUUUUGACAUGAGCCAACAUCCAGCCCUUCUCGAUGAGGACCCCUUCAUAUUCAUGUCCGAAGCCACAUUUGGGCUGUUGGUUGCAGAGGGUAUAGAUCCCAUGCAUCUUGUUCGCUUGUGUUAUCUUGCCGAGAUCGUCAAGGUAAUCUAUCAGGUGUCCAGGAACAUCCCGCUGUCAAAGUGGCUAGAGAACCUCAGUGACUCAAAAAAGAACGAUGACCCCAUCAUGAACAAUUUUGCCACUUUUUUUCACAGCAUCAUUAUGAGCGGCAUGAGAGCUAGCGCCGAAAUGGGGGAGACAUCCAAUGAUCUUUUGAAUGCCGGGUUUAACCAGCCGGCAGUGGAGGGCUUAGCAAACCUUCAUUCCUUUGUCAAAAAGUAUGCUCUCGUUUUCCUUCGGAAAACCGCAAUCCUUCUCCAUGUUCAUCAUGGUGUGGACUUCAAUAGUUAUAUUUCCCUGGACACGGAAGCUGACGAGCUCACUCGACUUACUGCUGCGUUGCGGCUGCCCUCAUUUGAUGACAUGUGCACUGCGUUGACGCCCCUUCGGAAUGAGGUUGGUUGGUCGCCGCACAUAGCAGACCUCGUAACUGGUUGGAUUAGCCAUUAUACUUGGAGAGCGACCUCUAUGGCCCCGGGCCAUGAAGGACGUGUUUUGCCUAUAUCUGCACAGAUCAGCCACCCAGGGAUCUUUGAACUUGUCGGAUUACCUAAGAACUAUGAUACACUUAUUGAGGAAUGCUCAAAGCAGCGUUGUCCUAAGACAGGAAAAGACCUUGCUGAUGCCAUUAUGUGUCUCACGUGUGGCGAGAUCUUCUGUGGUCAGACUAUGUGCUGUCUUAUGGAAUACCGAGAGCCGGGUCCUGGUAGACCUAUGAUCCGAAUUGGGGGAGCUCAACAACAUAUGCGUUUCAAAUGUCAGGGUAAUAUAGGGCUCUUUAUCAACAUCCGCAAAUGUGCUAUCUUUUACUUGCACCGAGGGUCUGGAAGCUUUAGCAAUGCGCCCUACAUCGAUAAGUACGGCGAGGUAGACGUUGGGCUUCGCCACGGCCGCCAGCUAUAUCUGAGCCAGAAGAGAUAUGAUUCGAUGCUCCGAAACUUGUGGCUUAGUCACGGCAUUCCGAGCUAUAUCAGCCGCAAACUUGAAGCUGACAUCAACAACGGAGGCUGGGAGACCAUCUGAUGGAUCGUCCAAUACGCGACAACAUUGCACAAGAUUCAUGCAUAGCUAGAAAGGGCAAUAGGUCAUGGUUUACGAUAGGGGGUUUGAAAGUACAACGGGAAAUCUGGCGUUAAAGAUCUACAUAUAUUUUUUGCAACACUGACAAACGAAACUGUACGCAGCAGUUUGUGAGUCGUUUUGCUUUGUGCUUUAGAGCUUGAGCAUCCUGUGAUUUUGCGCUUUGGCUCGCCAUAGGAAUACGCAGCUAUACCCAACUCAGUAUUUCACUUUCCCUGGGCUAACCACAUUUUGCCAUCUGUAGUUGCAUAGUAAUCAUAUGAACGCUGGAC